This is a messenger RNA of Pan troglodytes (chimpanzee), 343 nucleotides long. Its product is annotated as cyclin-dependent kinase 2-associated protein 2-like. Gene Ontology annotation, cellular component: cytoplasm; microtubule; nucleus. Gene Ontology annotation, biological process: regulation of microtubule cytoskeleton organization; negative regulation of G1/S transition of mitotic cell cycle. NCBI's taxonomy places the organism in Eukaryota, Metazoa, Chordata, Mammalia, Primates, Hominidae. The record is from RefSeq and is a predicted model, not a curated record. Bases 7 to 336 code for a protein of 109 amino acids. The transcript has a single exon.
UUGGGGAUGUCCUACAAACCUACCACCCCUGCCCCCAGCAGCACCCCCGGCUCCAGCACCCCUGGGCCAGGCACUCCGGUCCCUACAGGAAGCGUCCUGUCGCCGUCGGGCUCAGGGCCGGGAGCCACUGCCCCUUUCAGACUGCUGUUUAAAGACUUUGGACCGCCUACCAUCGGUUGUGUGCAGGCCAUGAAACCACCUGGUGCCCAGGGCUCCCAGAGCACCUACACGGAACUGCUGUUGGUCACAGGGGAGAUGGGCAAAGGGAUCUGGCCCACCUAUGCUGGCAGCAAGAGCGCCGUGAAGCGCCUGAAGAGAGGUAUCAUCCAUCCCUAGUCAGAGU